Molecule: messenger RNA, 1784 nt
Organism: Amborella trichopoda
Lineage: Eukaryota; Viridiplantae; Streptophyta; Magnoliopsida; Amborellales; Amborellaceae
Product: putative fructokinase-7
Biological process (GO): fructose metabolic process
Cellular component (GO): cytosol
Molecular function (GO): fructokinase activity
Source: RefSeq, a predicted model, not a curated record
AUAGUAACGCAUCAUCUAUACCAUGGUAAAAAUAAGGAGUUCAUGUAAGAUCUGUACCGUUUUUUUAGCUUCGAAUUUUACAUUCACUUUUGACUUGAUUGUAGAACCCAGAGUACUUUCUAGAUAAAAAUUCGAGGUGAGGUGAGGUGAGGUGAGGCGAGGCUCUACUUUGUUUCGAUAAAGCCGAGACCCUUCAAGGAAGCCUAAACCCCUCAAAAAUUUUGGUAAACAGUAAGAAGCAACAGCUUUGAGGCACUGUUCGAUUCCUCGAUCGGUUUUAACGCCCCUUCUCCAAACUAACAAAAAUUAACCGACAAGAUUUAGUAACAUAUCAUAUAUUUGUACAGAAAGAAGGGGGGCUUUUCCUCGUUCAAUCUCUUCCCAUUUCAAGUGUUGAACUCACUCACUCUCUCAGGAUCAUGGCUGUCUAUUCUUCCAAUCUUUCCUUCAAUGGCGUCCACUUCUGCAGAGGCGAUUCUCACAGUUUCUUGUUAAACAAUUUCUCAGCCUCUGCUUCUUUUCCUGCAAAGAAUUCGACGGGAUCGUGCUUUUCCUCUUGUUUUUCGCUGAUUUCUCGAGAGACACCUGCAUUUCUUCUUCCACAGAGAACAAAAGGCUAUGCAAGAGCUGUUGCAAAAGUAACUGAUGUUCUUGAGUCAAAGGAUUCAUCACUGGUUGUUUCCUUUGGAGAAUUGCUUAUUGAUUUUGUCCCAACUAUCAAUGGACUUUCACUGGCUGAAGCACCUGCGUUUAAGAAGGCUCCUGGAGGAGCACCUGCCAAUGUUGCAGUUGGCAUUGCCAGACUUGGUGGUUCAUCUGCUUUUAUUGGGAAGGUUGGUGAUGAUGAGUUUGGCUAUAUGCUUGCUGAUAUUCUGAAGCAAAACAAAGUUAACAACAAGGGUUUGCGUUUUGAUCCUGGUGCUCGCACUGCACUAGCAUUUGUUACAUUGAGAAGCGAUGGUGAACGUGAGUUCAUGUUCUAUCGUAAUCCUAGUGCUGAUAUGCUUCUAGAGGAAUCAGAGCUUGAUCUAGAUAUCAUUACACAGGCCAGAAUCCUGCAUUAUGGUUCUAUCAGUUUGAUAUCAGAACCAUCCAAGUCCGCACAUAUUGCUGCUAUAAAAGCUGCAAAAAAUGCUGGAGCACUUCUUUCAUAUGAUCCAAAUCUUAGACUUCCAUUAUGGCCAUCUGCUGAGAGUGCCAGAGAGGGAAUAUUCAGCAUAUGGGACACUGCAGAUAUAAUCAAGACCAGUGAAGAAGAGAUUGCAUUUUUGACCGAUGGACAAGAUCCCUAUGAUGAUUCUAUGGUUCGGAAAUUGUUCUGUCCAAAUCACAAAUUGCUUCUUGUAACUGAAGGGCCAAAUGGAUGUAGAUAUUUCACUAAGGAAUUCAGUGGGAGGGUUAAUGGAUUGAGUGUGGAAGCUAUCGACACCACAGGGGCAGGAGAUGCCUUUGUUGCUGGGAUUUUGUCACAGUUGGCUACUGAUAUUUCCAUUCUCAAGGAGGAAGACAAAUUAAGAGAAGCUCUAAAAUUUGCAAAUGCUUGUGGAGCUAUAACAGUCACGGAGAGAGGAGCUAUUCCUGCUUUACCUACACGACAGGCGGUGCUCGAUAAAUUGACACAAUAUGAUUAGAUAUUCUUACCUUGAUUCUGUAAUAAUAUCAGUCUCCAAUUUCUCGUAAUUUUGCAUCCUGAACAACAAAAAUGGAACAUUAGACGUGCUUCAUUUGGAUAUUUUUGUUAACAGGUAUCAAAUGGUUUAUAAUCCUAAUAGGCUUUCCUGGUA